GCCAGCGGUGCCGAGCGCAGCUGGACGAGUGGUGGCAGCUGGGCGAGUGACAGCCGCAGCUAGGCGCGCCAGGCGGCCAGAGCUGCGCAGGGACGCGCCCCGGCUCCGCGGAACCAGCUGCCGCCUUCUUCGAGACUCCCAGCCGCAGCCGGAGCCCCACGCCCCGGGCUAUCCAUCGUGGGCUCCCGCGCCCCGCGCGCAAGAUGGCUGACCCGGCUGCGGGGCCGCCGCCGGCGGAGGGCGAGGAGAGCACCGUGCGCUUCGCCCGCAAAGGCGCCCUUCGGCAGAAGAACGUGCAUGAGGUGAAGAACCACAAAUUCACCGCCCGCUUCUUCAAGCAGCCCACCUUCUGCAGCCACUGCACCGACUUCAUCUGGGGCUUCGGGAAGCAAGGAUUCCAGUGCCAAGUCUGCUGUUUUGUUGUGCACAAGCGUUGCCAUGAAUUUGUUACUUUCUCCUGCCCAGGCGCUGACAAGGGUCCAGCCUCUGAUGACCCCCGGAGCAAACACAAGUUUAAAAUCCACACUUACUCCAGCCCUACAUUCUGUGACCACUGUGGGUCGCUGCUGUACGGACUCAUCCACCAGGGCAUGAAAUGUGACACCUGCAUGAUGAAUGUACACAAGCGCUGCGUGAUGAACGUCCCCAGCUUGUGCGGCACAGACCACACGGAACGCCGAGGCCGCAUCUACAUCCAGGCGCACAUCGAGAGGGACGUCCUCAUCGUGGUCGUAAGAGAUGCUAAAAACCUUGUACCUAUGGACCCCAAUGGCUUGUCAGAUCCCUACGUGAAACUGAAACUCAUUCCUGACCCCAAAAGUGAGAGCAAACAGAAGACCAAAACAAUCAAGUGCUCCCUCAACCCCGAGUGGAACGAGACAUUCAGAUUCCAGCUGAAAGAAUCGGACAAAGACCGGAGGCUGUCUGUGGAGAUUUGGGAUUGGGAUCUGACCAGCCGGAACGACUUCAUGGGAUCUCUGUCCUUUGGGAUUUCUGAACUGCAGAAAGCUGGUGUUGAUGGCUGGUUUAAGCUGCUGAGCCAGGAGGAGGGCGAGUAUUUUAACGUGCCUGUGCCACCAGAAGGAAGCGAGGGCAAUGAGGAACUGCGGCAGAAAUUUGAGAGAGCCAAGAUCGGCCAGGGAGCCAAGGCUCCAGAAGAAAAGACGACCAACACCACAGCCAAAUUUGACAACAAUGGGAACAGGGACCGGAUGAAGCUGAGUGAUUUUAACUUCCUGAUGGUGCUUGGGAAAGGCAGCUUUGGCAAGGUCAUGCUCUCAGAGCGCAAAGGCACAGAUGAGCUCUAUGCCGUGAAGAUCCUGAAAAAAGAUGUUGUCAUCCAAGACGAUGAUGUGGAAUGCACCAUGGUGGAGAAGCGUGUGCUGGCCCUGCCUGGGAAGCCGCCGUUCCUGACCCAGCUGCAUUCCUGCUUCCAGACCAUGGACCGCCUAUACUUUGUGAUGGAAUACGUGAAUGGAGGUGAUCUCAUGUACCACAUCCAGCAGGUUGGCCGGUUUAAGGAACCUCACGCUGUAUUUUAUGCUGCAGAAAUUGCCAUCGGCUUAUUCUUCUUACAGAGCAAGGGCAUCAUUUACCGUGACCUAAAACUUGACAACGUGAUGCUAGAUUCUGAGGGCCACAUCAAGAUUGCUGAUUUUGGCAUGUGUAAGGAGAACAUCUGGGAUGGGGUGACCACCAAGACGUUCUGCGGCACUCCAGACUACAUCGCCCCUGAGAUAAUUGCUUAUCAGCCCUAUGGGAAGUCAGUGGACUGGUGGGCAUUUGGAGUCCUGCUGUAUGAAAUGCUGGCUGGUCAGGCACCCUUUGAAGGGGAGGAUGAGGAUGAACUCUUCCAGUCCAUCAUGGAACACAAUGUGGCUUAUCCUAAGUCCAUGUCCAAGGAAGCAGUGGCCAUCUGCAAAGGGCUGAUGACCAAACACCCAGGCAAACGUCUGGGUUGUGGACCUGAAGGUGAACGUGACAUCAAAGAGCAUGCAUUCUUCCGGUACAUUGAUUGGGAGAAACUUGAACGCAAAGAGAUCCAGCCUCCAUAUAAGCCGAAAUCUUGUGGGCGAAAUGCUGAAAACUUCGACCGAUUUUUCACCCGUCAUCCACCAGUCCUAACACCUCCUGACCAGGAAGUCAUCAGGAAUAUUGACCAAUCAGAAUUCGAAGGAUUUUCUUUUGUUAACUCUGAAUUUUUAAAACCUGAAGUCAAGAGCUAAGUAGAUGUGUAGAUCUCCGUCCUUCAUUUCUGUCAUUCAAGCUCAACGGUUACUGUGGUGACAUUUUUUUUCAUUUCAAAAUUGCAUUCAUGUUUAUUUGCUGAUGAGACUAGAGUGACCAUGUUCCAGAACUUCCAGAACCCAAAUGUCCUCAGGUAGUUUGGAGCAUCUCUAUGAGAUGGAAUUAUGCAGAUGUCAUGCUGAAAAUGCAUAAUUAACACAUUAUCUAAGUCCUCUUACAAUUAAUUUUCUCUGGCAUGUCAGCUAAGUAGAGCCAGCGGGGACGGAAAAUGCCUGCUUUCUUUUCCUUUGUUUCUGCACUGCCAUUUUUAUACAUUCUCCAACUCCUACCAUCCAAUCUAGAUUCUUCCUACCCAAUGAGUGGAUCAUCAGAUGCUAGCAGUGUUCUUCCACUUCUAGACCUGAAGCUUGGCCGCUCUCCAAGCAUAUGGUUGCUUUGACUUAGAGGGAAUUCCUCCAUCCUGCCUGGUUUGGAGGCACCAUAAGCUUUGAAAAGAAUGUGCUAAAAAUAAUUUUUUUUGUUUUUUUUAACUCAAAGUUAAGAAGAUUAUCUAAGCCCUUUUAAAAUUCCAAAAGUAUGCUUUUAGAUAGUUGUGAACUAAAAGCACCUCAAAAGGUCAAAAGGUAACCAGCUUGGGUGCUGCCUCAGUGCUUUCAUUUCUGGUCUUGUAUGUCCCUGAUCACCUUCAUCCCCAAACUACUUGAAAAGGCAUUUGGCCCCACUUCCUGAAAGGACAUGGUCACUCUAGCAAGGUCCCAAAGGACUAUGAUUUUACAUUACAUUUCAAACUUUAUUUGCUUUGGGGUUUUAUUUCUGUUGUUCAUAUGCAAAAGAAAUUCACUUUGUUAACACAUGCUCUGAAAUAAAUGUCCAAAUGUUACUAAUCACAAUGAUCAACUGAUUUACAAAGAAGACUGCUCUGGAGCCUAACGGACCCAUGCCUGAGCGGAUGGGGCUAGUCUAAGUUUGUUGUUGGCUUUGGAAAGCUAAUUAAGUACUCUGAGAAAGACAUAAUUUCUGGAAACAGUUGUACUCUUUGAUGUGGUUUUGCAAGAUGUUUGUGGAAAUGUUCAUUUGUAUCUGGAUAUGUGUUAUGUGCCAUUUUUCUUUUAGCAUCAAGAUACAAUAUUAAAAACAGAAGAAGAAAUGCUAUUUCAAGGAAAAUGGCUCUCUUUGAAAAAUGUCAACCCAGACUGCAAAAUGGGGUUGAGCCUCUCGAGGCUUUGAGACAGAAAGGACUAUACCCAGAGCUUAAUCUUAGCCCCAGUAUUCAGCCAGUCAGAGGGGUGGGGGCUGCAGACCAUUCAAGGAUUCUUGGUGGCCUGUAACAGGGCAGGGUGGGCUAACCAGGGGCCGCCAAUGAUAUCAGAACCCACAGCCCACAUUCAGGGGCCAGCUAGGAGCAUGGCCAGAGCUCUCAAUUUUCUUAUCAAAAUCACUACUCCUCUCAGCUUAGACUAAAUAUUCUUUCUAGCAAGCAUCUUUAUGAGCUCCCAGAAGCCCAAAAAAAGCCUUUGGGUGGGAGAAAUCCCAUUUCUAUCUAAACAAAUAAGGAUAGCAAGUGGUUCCCCAUCCUUAUCUCUAGCCUCAUGCUAUUCUCAGGCCUUAAGACAAUUCUUAUCACAAGUUGAGUGGUUCUAGAAGCUCAAGGGUUUCUAAGGCAUUAUUAAGGGAACUUAAAAAACUUGACAAGUAUCCUUGAAGUAAAAUUCCUCAUCUUUAAGAAAACCACAAUUUGGAUUUCUUGUCAUUUAAUCCUUUCUGUUCUCUUGCUUCUUCCCACUGCAGACUUUGGGGCCAUCUAGAAUAGCCUUUGUGGUAGCCAUCCAGACCUUAGGUAAAGCAAACUUGAAUUCCCAGAUGACAAGCUUAGGCAGUUAGAGAAGGAGGGGCAUUGGGGCAGAACCCCCUCACUUAACUGCUGGAGAAGCUGGCAUCUGGAGAGAGGAAGUGACUUGCCCAAGGUUAGAAGCUGGGAUGCAAACCCAGAUUUCCUGACACUCAGUGCAAGACUCUCACUGCUUUAUCACUGGGAUCUCUGGGCCAUGCCCACCAACAGGCAUGUUAGUUGAGGUCCUUCAACUGGCAUUUAGGUAACCGGGCCUUUCCUCAGAUACUCUCUCAGGAAGGUAAACACUAUUAAAAAACAUUGGGUGAUUGACAAAUGACCUGAGACAACUUUAGAGACCAAAGUAGUUAGGUAGGUAGGUAGGUAGAUGAUAGGUAGGAAGAAUAUACUGUAUGUAGAGGUCUGUCCAGAAGGUAUUCAGCCAUGUACUAUGAAAAAUAGAGAUAUUUAUUGAAGAAAAUACAAGAUACAAGAAACAUUAUACAUAGGACAGUGAUGACUCAGUCCCCUUCAGAGCAGGUACCUUGGGACCUCACAGUUCUCCCAAUUCCCAUCAGCUUGCCCCAUCAUAUUUUCCUGAAUCUCACCUAUGCUCUGAAAUCUCUUCCCUUUCAAAGGUAAUUUCAGUUUGGGGAAAGGCCAGAAGUUGCAGGGCGCCAAAAAGGGAUACAGGGGGCUGAGUCACUUGGGUGAUUUGUUGUUUUGCCAAAAAACUCUGCACGAGACGUGAUGCAUGAGUGUGUGUGUUGUGACGAAGUUGCCAAAUCACCAGUUGCCCAUAGGUGUAGCCUUCUGAUUAUCUAAAUUGUUUUCGCAGAAGAAUGUGCAAGCUUAAUGCAAAAUUUGAUGUAGAUUCAUUGCUCUACUCACUCAGUCAUUUUGAAUGGGAUGACCACACAGUACACAUGCUCACUCAACAGCAUCUACUGCCCCCACUGACUAGUAUAGUGAAGUUGUCAUUGUUUAUGCAUGUGCAUUCCAGUCGACUCUCCUUGGCUGCCAGGUUACAUUGAUGCCGCACAAACCAUUAUUGUUAUAGUAACAAUGGCUGGACUUUUUCUGGACAGACCUCAUAUACACUGUGCUCUGCAUUUUCCAAAUUGCUGCCAUUGUUUUCCAAAAGUUUGAUAGUUUUCAGAAAUAGAACUGAAGUUGAAGUUGCUGUUGCCCUAACACACCUUACUGAGGUUGGGCAGGGAAGCCUUCCAAUAAGGGGUCAUUAGUCAGAAUUUCUGCAGUUUCUUUUUUUAAUCAACAUUUCAAGUGCAGGGAAAAUGGAGAAAUAGAGCUUUCAACAUAGAUAAUUUCUGCAGAAUACUUUGAAAAUUUGUGGGGUUUUCAAGAUUUUAUUUAUUUAUUUUUAGAGAGAUGGGAAGGGAAGGAAAAGGAGAGGGAGGGAACUAUCAAUGUGUUAUUGCCUCUCAUGCACCCCCUACUGGGACCUGGCCUGCAACCCAGGCAUGUGCUCUGACUUGGAAUAGAACUCACAACCCUUUGGUUCGCAGUCUGGCACUCAAUCCACUGAUUCACACCAGGCAGGGUGGAAUACUUUGCAAAUUUGUUCAGGAAGAAAGAUUUUGAUUUAUUUUUGCCAUUAUGCAUGUAUUCUACCCUCCAUUCAUUCACCCAGCCAUCACUUAUUGAACAUCAACUAUGUGCCAGACCUAUGUUGUGUGCCAGGGACGCAUGAGGAGCCAUAAAAGAUACAAUCCAGGAGGGCAGGCAUCAAGCAAGUCAUUGAAAGCCUGGUGUGAUUUAGAGAUAAUUAGUCUCUGAGUUUGUCAGGGAAGGCUUCUUGUAGGAAAGAAAAAGUCCUCCAAGAUGUUCAGGGUUCCACUUUCUCUGUAGGCCACAGUUUGAGCUGAAGGAGAAGGCAUAGCAGUGUCCUGUUGACACUGAUUUCUGAGAAGGAAAGGCAGGACAGUUGCUAAGGUGGGUUUCCUUCGAGAAGACCAAAGGCACUAUCCCCAGGCCUAAACAGAACACAGAAUCACCACGGCUUUAGCAGAGACAGACACGUGUAUGGAGAGAGGGGCCUGGUUUUACAGUUUAGUUCUAAUUCCUGAGUCUCACCCCUUGGGGGUAUCGCUCAGAUCCCUUUCUGGCCCUCAGGGAAAUACUUUCCUUCCAGCACACUGCCCCUGGCUUGACACCACCUGCUGCUUCUAGAUGAGAUAACCUGUGAUUUUCCAAAAGAAUUAAAACUAGGGGAGAAUAAAAAACUUAAGAAAAGCUAAAACCCCUAAACAUAGUCCAUGUUAGCCAUGGCUAAUUGUCUACCGGGAUGCAAGACCUCUUUUCAUUUCUUAGACUUCUUAUUAACCUGCUCCUGUUCUGACAUAGCACCCUGAUCACAGUGACCUCCUUGGGAAAUUAACAGGAGGUCAGUGGAACUAAUAACUCUCCUUGGAUGAGUGCCACUGUUCUCGUGUGGCUCCAGAUACUAUCAACUCAGAAAGGAAUUGUCCCCACAGAGAGGCCCAUUCUCUCCCAAUUUCUAGGGUGAUAUUCAGGGUAUUUUCUAUGAGGAUCUAUCCACAGGACAAAAUCCACAAUGGCAAGUCUUAUUUAGACCACGUGGCUUUUUGAAACAUGAGUCAUCAUCAGCAUGACAAAUAGGAAGGGCUUUCCAAACUGGUGCUGGUGGAAAAGGACCCUCUGCUGGAAGCCCAGAGGCAGGGAAGAGUGCAUGGGGUCCAUGUUACCAGAGGAGACCUGGAAGGAUGCCAGAAUAACUAGAAUAGGAUUUUUGUUUGUUUGUUUGUUUGUUUGUUUGUUUGUAAGGCUGCCCUUACAGAUCUGACUUGAAGCUUUGGGUUUUGUUCCUUAUAGUUUGUUGACUAGAUAUGUGCUAUAGACAUCCUUGGAGAGACCCUUGGGCUGAUGAAGACCCACCAUCUAGUCUGUGGGUGCAUUUAUGAGCAUCCCAUGAAAGCCUAGAUUGCACCAGGGAAUGUAGGGGGACAGUGGUCAGUUCCUUUCAUUAAGCAGUGAUCCCAUAUCCCCACAUGCCACUCUGGUUUGGAGCUGAGUAGUUUGCCCUGUUCCCCUUGUUAAAGAAAGGGUUGUCCUAGCCACAGGGAUCACUUUUGAGUGGUUUUUCCCUGGGAUAUUCUGCCCAAUGACUAACUCUAUGGCAUUACACAUUGUGAGAAGUAGUGUGCAACUCAUUUCAUCUCAAAGCCAAAGAAAACAACCCCCCUCCUCCCCUUUAUGACAGUCCUCAGAGAAAUUCAAUGUCUGAUUUCCUUUCUUAGGAUAUUUCCACCAAGUUUUCUCUCCUGAAGCCAACAUAGGAUAUAAAGUGAAAGCUGAGGGGGUAGCAUGUGCAAUGCAGCUGCUCUGUCAGCGUGGGGCUACUGCUGACUCUGCCCAUGAGAGUUCAUCAGCUUCCCAAUGACUGGUGUGUCUCUGUCCUGCUUCCUUCUUCUUACUGUAUUAAUGUUUGCUUUUCAUUUGGCAGAGAGACAAGCGAGACACCUCCAACUUCGACAAAGAGUUCACCAGACAGCCUGUGGAACUCACGCCUACUGACAAGCUCUUCAUCAUGAACUUGG
This is a messenger RNA of Artibeus jamaicensis (Jamaican fruit-eating bat), 7653 nucleotides long. It is a transcript of the gene PRKCB, whose product is annotated as protein kinase C beta. Lineage: Eukaryota; Metazoa; Chordata; Mammalia; Chiroptera; Phyllostomidae. Gene Ontology annotation, molecular function: ATP binding; diacylglycerol-dependent serine/threonine kinase activity; zinc ion binding. Gene Ontology annotation, biological process: protein phosphorylation. The record is from RefSeq and is a predicted model, not a curated record. The transcript has 17 exons. The coding region runs from base 204 to 2225 and encodes 673 amino acids.